This is a messenger RNA of Ilex paraguariensis (yerba mate), 471 nucleotides long. Lineage: Eukaryota; Viridiplantae; Streptophyta; Magnoliopsida; Aquifoliales; Aquifoliaceae. The record is from the annotation of a GenBank genome assembly.
AAAGAAGGAAGGAUUGUUAAUGUUGCAUCAGACGGUUAUAAGAUCACUUAUCCUGAAGGAAUUCGUUUUGAUAAAAUUAAUGAUAAAAAAAGUUACAAGGAUUUUCCUGCUUAUGGACAAUCAAAGCUUGCUAACAUAUUGCAUGCCAAUGAGCUAGCAAGGUGCUUCAAGGAAGAAGGGGUGGAUAUUACUGCUAAUUCACUUCAUCCUGGAGCUAUUUCCACUAAUAUUAUGCGUCACCACAGCAUUAUGCAUGGCUUGUCUAAUUUGAUUGGUAAAUUUGUGCUAAAAAGUAUUGCACAGGGAGCGGCAACUACAUGCUAUGUGGCACUGCAUCCACAAGUUAAGGGUAUAAGUGGUGAGUAUUUUUCAGACAGUAAUGUAGCUAAAACGGUCACCUCUCAUGCUAAAGAUGCAGAAUUGGCAAAGAAACUAUGGGAUUUCAGCGCGAGCUUGACACAGCCCAAGUAG